Medicago truncatula (barrel medic) is the source of this 2201-nucleotide messenger RNA. Its product is annotated as protein PLASTID TRANSCRIPTIONALLY ACTIVE 10. Bases 70 to 2076 code for a protein of 668 amino acids. Gene Ontology annotation, cellular component: plastid-encoded plastid RNA polymerase complex; chloroplast. The record is from RefSeq and is a predicted model, not a curated record. The transcript is spliced from 12 exons. NCBI's taxonomy places the organism in Eukaryota, Viridiplantae, Streptophyta, Magnoliopsida, Fabales, Fabaceae. Gene Ontology annotation, molecular function: RNA binding.
CAUUAAAUGUUUGAACUUUAUCUAUCCGCUCAAUGUUAGUUUUGUGAAGCAAGGUGGUGAAGUGUAGCAAUGCAAGUCUUCCCCAAUUCUUAUCUCUUCACUUUCCCUAAACCCUUAAACCUUAAACCCUCUCCUUUAUUUCACGGCCAUCCACCACCUCUACUCCACCGCAAACCACCCCUCACCACCGUUGCUAAAUCCUUCACCUCCGAUGAAUUCCCCGUCGACGAAACCUUCCUCCAAACCUUCGGCCCUAAAACCAAAGAAUCCGAAGACGAAGCACGACGACGCAACUGGAUCGAACGUGGCUGGGCUCCAUGGGAAGAGAUUCUCACUCCUGAAGCCAAAUUCGCGCGGACGAGUCUCAACGAAGGUGAAGAAGUUCCUCUCAGUUCACCGGAGUCGAUUGAAGCUUUUAGAAUGUUGAACCCUAGGUAUAGGAAGAAGAAGAUUGAGGAAAUGGGAGUGACAGAAGAGGAAUAUUUGGCGAAGCAAUUUGAGAUUAAGGAAGAUGUUCCGGAGGAGUUGGAGACUAAGUGGGCAGGACCGUUGGUGGUGAAGUUGGUGCCGCCGAGGGAUUGGCCGCCGAGAGGGUGGGAGGUGGAUCGUGAAGAGCUCGCGUUUAUUCGUGAAGCGCAUAAGAUGGAGGCAAAGAGGGUGAGGUUGGAGGAUAUUGAAAAUGGUGUUAGAACUGAAACUGAUGAUGUGUGUUUGGAUAGGUAUAAGGUGUUUUUGAAACAGUACAAUGAAUGGUUGGAAGCUAAUAAGGAUUUAUUGGAAGAGGAAUCCUAUAAGUUAGACCAAGAUUAUCACCCUGGUAGGAGGAAAAGAGGCAAGGAUUACAAGGAUGGCAUGUACGAGCUACCGUUCUAUUAUCCUGGCCAAAUUUGUGUGGGGAAGGUGACAACUUUGCAUCUCUAUCAAGGGGCAUUUGUUGACAUUGGCGGAGUAUACGAUGGGUGGGUUCCUAUAAAGAACAAUGAUUGGUUUUGGAUUCGCCAUCACAUAAAAGUGGGUAUGACAGUCAUUGUUGAAAUUACGGCAAAGCGAGAUCCUUAUCGCUUCCGGUUCCCGAUCGAACUUCGUUUUGUGGAUCCAAAUAUAGAUCAUCUGAUCUUUAACAGAUUUGACUUCCCACCAAUAUUUCACCGUGACGAAGAUACUAAUCCAGAUGAAUUGCGGCGUGACUGUGGAAGGCCUCCUAUUCCUAGAAAAGAUCCAGGAGACAAGCCAGAGGAAGAACCUCUAUUUUCUAAUCACCCAUAUGUUGAAAAGUUGUGGCAGAUUAAUGUAGCUGAGCAAAUGAUUUUGAAUGAUAUGGAUAUUAAUCCUGAUAAAUAUAAAGGCAAAAAGCUAUCAGACUUGGUUGACGAAGAUGAUUUUGAUGAAGAAAAAUCAGUACAGCAGACAAAAGUUCCUUAUAAAAAUGCAUUAGUGCCAAAAAUAACUAUGAAAACAAGUGUUAAAGAGCUGGACUUAGAGGCUGCACUUGCUGAGCGUGAGCUCCAUAAGAAACUAUGGAAGGAAGCAAAGGAUAGAGGUGAGGACUACAAAAUCGCUACAUUGAAGCGCAAUAUUGAGAUGGAUGAAUAUGAUUUCAUGCAUUGGCGUAGAUCAUUUGAAGAAAGAGAAGCAUUGAUUAGAGACAUCAGCUGUCGUAAAACUCUUGGUCUGCCAUUGGAAGAGCCAGGAAGGUAUGUUGAUGCUAGUUUUUUCGGUAAAGACCAGUAUGAUCCUGAAAGUCCUCUGUAUCGUUAUGACUAUUGGGGGGAACCCAAGAAUUCAGAAAAGAGCAGGAAAGAGAGGAUGACAGAUACCCAUAACAAAUCAAUUGUGGGCAAGGGUACUGUUUGGUGUGAAAUGCCGUACGAAGAUAGCGUAAAACAUCAGCCAAAAGAAGUUGACGAGUAUUCAAAGCAAGGUGAAGCUGCCGAAGAAGAAGAGGAGGAUGAUGAUGACGACGAUGACUUUGACUUCAGCAUUCUGAGCAGUCUUGGUACUAAUGCCUCGGAUCAAAUUCAUGUUAACGGGACUGAGACUUCUAGAUUGUCAGAUGAAGGUGUGUUUGAGGACUGAUGCUAUUAAGCAUUAUUGAGUAAAAUGUGUACAGUUAGGAUGAGAAAUGUGCAUAAAUUUUGCAGUGUAGAAACACUAUGGUAAUUUAGUUUAUUUGUGUUGUUUAUGAAAUAAUUUCAUAUUAU